Messenger RNA from Clonostachys byssicola, 984 nucleotides. Lineage: Eukaryota; Fungi; Ascomycota; Sordariomycetes; Hypocreales; Bionectriaceae. The record is from the annotation of a GenBank genome assembly.
AUGGCCCUCAACAUGGACAAGUUCCACUUCGGAACCAAAGAUGAGAAGAAAAGAUUCUGCAGGGAGCUUCUCAAGUCAUUGAAGGAGCGCGGAUUCGCCAAGAUUCGGAGUCAUGGCGUUUUCAAGACGGUUCUCGACAUACAGUUCGACUACAUACGCAGGUUUUUCAGCCUACCGCUCGACGUGAAGAUGAAGGUGAAGCACCCUGCCCAGGCCACUCCCAACCGCGGCUACAGCUACGUCGGUCAGGAGAAUGUUGGCAACAUCAGUGGCUUCAACAAGGGUCUUGGGCCUGCAAACACGCGCGAUAUCAAGGAGUCUAUUGAUUUUGGUGCUGCUUUUGAUGACCUUGUCGAGAAUAUCGAGGUCCCUGAUGAAGAUCUCUACGAGUUCCAGGUCUGGAUAGAUGGCCUCUUCCUCAAGUUAUGCGAGACCCAGCGCCAUAUCCUCUCGGCAUUAGCCAUCGCCCUCGGCAUUGACGCAUCCCAUCUCCACUCCAUCCACGGCCGCGUCGAGAACGAGUUCCGCCUGCUGCACUACCCGGCCAUCCCCGCCUCGGAGCUGCGUGACGGGACAGCAACGCGGUGCGCCGAGCACACCGACUUUGGGACCAUCACCCUCAUCUUCCAGGACGCCGUCAGCGGCCUGCAGGUCGAGGACCCAUCUGAACCCGGCACGUUCCGAGACGUCGGGUCGUCCAACCUCACAGACCUUAUCCUGAUCGCCGGCGACUCUCUCCAGCGCCUGACCAACGACACCGUCAAGGCCGGCCGCCACCGCGUCACGUACCCCCCAGGUGUGGACAAGGACAGCGACGAGAUGAUACCGGAGCGCUAUUCGAUGGCCUACUUUGUCAAGGCGGACAGGAAGACAUCACUGCUCCCACUGAAGCAGUUUAUUACGGAUGAGAACCCCUGCCGGUAUGAAGAUGUGACUGCCUGGGACUACAACAACCAGCGCAGCGCCAGCCUCUAUGAGGGAUAG